AAUAAAUUGUAGGAAUUAGAAAUUAAAGGCACGCACUUUACAAGUAGGAACUUAAACAUUGCCAUAUUUGACAGCUUAGCAGCCAAAGCAUUUAACUAAAAUAGAAUUCACCCAUCAAAUCAUUCCCCAAGGUUGCAUUACUAACUGUUGUCAAAGAUUUAAGCCAAAUCAUUUUGCACUAAUAUAAACGCACAAAAACUUGGCUUUCUCUACUUUCCACGUGCGCACCACUUCUUUUUUCCAAAUCUUUUAAAAAGACUCCUCCCUUCAUGAAUUUAUUUUGAUAAAAUGUGUAAAGCAAAGGCAAAAGAAAGGCUUGCGCGUUCUUCGAUAAUCAGAAACUUAAAACACAAAGUUGGUAUUUUCUGUCGACUUCCAUAAAGCAAAAAAAAAAAACCCCACUACCACGUAUCAUACCUUUCUUCCCCUUUAAAACACAAAUCCCUGCUUUUCACCCUCAAGUUUAGUAUAUCCCUUUCUCCUUCUUCACUAAGCAAAAUCACUUACAUUUGCCAUAUAUCUGCUGCUACAAUUUUGCAAACACCACAACUAACUUCAACAGUUGAGGAACAGAGAGAAACUUAAAGCUCAGAAAUUUGAGUACCUAGUUAAAUAUUUCUUGAGAGAGAGGCACCAUACUCGAAAUAAAGAUGGUAGCAGAUUGGGGGCCAGUGGUGGUUGCAGUUGCAAUGUUCAUCUUACUAUCGCCAGGAUUGCUAUUCCAGUUACCAGCGAGGAAUAGGGUGAUUGAAUUCGGGAACAUGUACACCAGUGGGAUUUCCAUCCUAGUUCAUGCCAUCUUAUUCUUCUGUAUAUACACAAUCUUGAUAGUUGCUAUUGGUGUUCACAUACGAUCCGGUUGAUACUGGCUAGUGGCAAAAAGGCAAUUGAAGUUUUCUUUGUUCAUCCUGCUGCUGCUCCGGCCAAAUUCUCAACUCUUCUUGGAAAGGUUUUAUGAAGGGGAAUUCUUUGUUUUUGUCAAACUUUCUGUUUUUCUUUUCUUUUGAACUAGUUUGAUCUUCUGAAAUACUCUGACAAAGUGUUGUGCGUUCUAUAUCAAUGUUUACCAAAUUCGGCAAAUGAAAGCAACAAGUUUUUGGACCA
Lycium barbarum (goji berry) is the source of this 1104-nucleotide messenger RNA. RefSeq lists its product as uncharacterized. The transcript has a single exon. The coding region runs from base 651 to 863 and encodes 70 amino acids. The record is from RefSeq and is a predicted model, not a curated record. Lineage: Eukaryota; Viridiplantae; Streptophyta; Magnoliopsida; Solanales; Solanaceae.